CGAAGCAGAAGGAGAAAUUGAAGUACAUGAGGAGACUGCUGCCGUCAGUAAAUAACAUCCACGCUAUACUGCAGCCACACAUUGUCACCACCGAGAGAGGAUUUUCUUUACCCUCGGCGCAGCGCGUCAUCACGCACACAAUCAGGGCUCGGCGGCAAGACGAUCAAGUGAUCGCACUACAUUCAGUGUCGUCUAGCCCACUUCGUCGUCCGCACGUAGCAGUUCGAAGCUGUCGCGGGGUUUUAUCGAGCAAAACUUUGCCUGCAAUAAAAUUGCAAGAGUGCGCGGGUGCAAAAAGUAAAAUCAAAAUCCGAGUGCGGUGCGAGAAAUUUCGCUGCUGGAAGUGAGCAGCCAGCUUCCCAGAUCAAGGUUAUUUCCCCGGACGGCAAGACGCUAGUCGCAGCUAUUGUAAGCGUCGCCAUUUUGAAAGCGCGAGAGUAGGAUCGACACGUGAGCUUCGACAAAUGUGAGUAAAGUGCAGAUCUUGAGCAGAAUGAAAGUUAAACAGUUUUUUUUCGUCUAGACGGACGACUAGUGGCCAGAUUGCGCUAAACUAAUUUGCAAGCGACACGUUUCACGGUCGAACGGAACACCAGUGCGAGUGCAUCUCAUUCCGGCAUCGCCAGCCAAGAAGCCAAUCGAUAAGAAGAAGACAGCAAAAGCCUUCCAUUGGAAGUAAGUCGAUCUGCCGUUCCACGUGACACGCAGGAAGCUAAUAGCCUGGUGCCGUAGGGCUUUUGUUUUCCAUUUUGCAGUUUCGUCGUGUCGUUCAGCACAGCAAGCGUCGUCGGUCCGAACAGGGCGAUCGAAUCCCAUCGCCACACGUCCAGAAGAGAGGGCUGCUGGGCCGAAUUGGUCAGCAACGUCGGUGCCUCACAUAGGUCGCUGGAAGCGCGGCCACAGUGGAACAAGGCAGCAUCCCCGGUGGUAACCAAGACACGACGUAAGAGCGUCGAUAAGAGCAGGUCAGUCAAGCCGGUGUGAGCGUCGACGAAGCCAGGAUGGUGAGUCAGCAGGACGUCAGUGGGGUAGCGGUGGAAGGCAGGGCGCGCCCUGCAGUGCAGUGAGUAAAGCAAUGCAACCUUAGUAUUAAGCUGUCAAGAGAAAUCGUAAGGGCAUUGAAGAUAGGAGGACCAGUCAGGAGUAGGAGAAUGAUGGCCAGUUAAUAAAUUUGUUAACUAUGAUCAGUUUGUGUUGGGAUUUAUUUGUUGUGUGCGCAUUCCCUUAAGAGCUUUCCGGGGCUCAUCGAGGUUGUGUCAUUCCACUCGAUAGUCUUUCACAACAUUGGCGCCCAACAAAACGAACCAUUUUAGUUUGUGGUUUGUAGAUUUAGAAUUUGUGUUCUGUUUGUAGCACAAUUCUGUUAUUUUGUAGCACAUUUGUAGAACCUACCACUUUUUUAGUUUUUGUCUAGUUGGCUAAUUAAGACCUUUUGGAUCAUGGAUCCAGCAAGCCUGUCAGAAGAAGAGAUCAGUUACGAACUGGCCUUGCGCCACGUAAACAAUCUCGGAGCACUUCCUCGCAGGGCUAGAGCCGUUCGGUUGCGUGCUCUUAUGCAGGAAGAUGAGAUAAAAGGAAUACUUUACGACAAUUCCUCCCACGUUAUGGAUGUGGGGGACAAUAUCAGUCAAUGUCAAUCUCGCGUGCGCGAAUUAAUACCCGAAGUGGAAGCAGCAUUGAAGCGCGGUGAUCUCCCAGCAGUUCGUUUACUACGGUCGCGGUUAGUGCACUAUCGGGACAGACUAUCCAUCGUGGAUCCACCGGUAGCUUUCCUCGACACACACGCAGCCGUGGCGCUUUUAGUGCAGUUUUCCCUGGAAGAUGUGGACGAUGCGCUAGGAAGAACGAAGAAAAGUGCCAGACCAGUGAACAGUGACAGUGCCAACAGAAGCAGUACCGGUGCAGUUCCAAAAGGGACCACACAAUCUUCGACCGUGACUGAAGGAGACUUCCUAGGAUUCGACGAGAAUGGAAAUCCAGUCAACCAUUCAGGUACAUCGAAUCAAGCGUCCAUCAUCCACGCUGAGCGACAACAGCGACAUGCAGCGUCUCCAAUGACCGAUCCGAUAGCAGCUAGACCUCAACGCGACAGCUCAACACUCCACGACAACGAGAGAGGCGCGGCAUCAUUGGAAGCCAUGCGUACCACGCGAGGAAGAGGUUGGAGCGCGGUUGGUCAGCGAGUCGUCCCGAACAACAGGUUUGAAGCGCAGAAAAACUCCAGCUGGCGAGAACCAACAAUGGGCAGCAGCAUUCCACCACCGCCAUAUGAACCGAUAAGAACCGAAGCGGGCGAAGCUGAUGCGAGAGGUGACUACAACCAACUGCGGGCCGAUCUACUGCGACAGCUGAACUACAGGCCGCAAGAACACGUUCCAAGACCGCUGUUAGAAGAAAGAAGAACUGGCCGAGUAACGGAGGAUGUGCUUCUAAGGAACGUCAAACAUCUGCUUUUGGACGACGCGCUCAACUGGUACAGCAGUGUUUACGUGUCGGGAGAGUUGGUAUCCUGGGACGAUUUCAAGCGGCUGAUCAGGCAAGAAUUCUUGCCGGCGAGCUACGCCUACAUUCUGCGGGCCGAAGCAUACCACCGCUUGCAGGGCGAAGAAGAGCCGUUCUCCAAAUUCUACCAGGAUAUAUCCACUCUCUUCCAAUACGUGGAUCCGCCGGUGACAGAUCAAGAGAAACUAUUCAUCAUCAAGAAGAACAUGAACUCAACGUACGCUCCGAUUGCCGCAUCACACCAUUCCAUACGUCUGCUGGUGAAGGCGUGCAAGGAACUAGACGAACUCCGGAAACUACAGCAUCAUCAGCGACGGAUCUCGCUACCGUAUGGGGCACUGAUUGAACCAGCGCUGGCUACACCGAACUCUUCGCUACGCUCAUCGAAGCCACAACAGCCGCUCCAAAGGUUUGGAAAGGUCCACGCCUUGGAAACGGAAAGCUUUCACAGCUAUGGAGAGAGCAGUUCGCAAACAGCCUACGGUGCAGAAGCAGAACAAGUGUCGCAGGACGAAGAAAAGAUGGAUCAGCGGAUGGAAGUCCUGUUACAACAGGUGAACGCAUUGAAGCUGAGAUUCGACCGUCGAGAAGCAGUAGGAAGACAGUCGCCCAACCAACAGUUCCCACAAAUGCCAGCGAACAAUCCUAACAACCAUCGUCAAGUUCCUGAAGCAAACAAUGCUCGCGAUCCACCGGCGGCGAUGAUUUGCUGGAACUGUGACGAAGGGGGACACCGGUUCAUGGACUGCGCCAAACCCCAGGCAAUCAACUCACUGAUCAUCAACCCCGACAACGACAAUCGUCCGCACGCAGUGGUAGACAUACUCGGGAAACAAGUUACCGGAUUACUCGACAGCGGUGCCAACUGUUCGAUUCUAGGAGGCGACAACGUAAAGAUGGCGCAGGAGCUAGGCUUGCAGCAAAUAGCUCUGGUAGGAGGCAUCAAGACGGCAGACGGAACUGAGCAUCGCAUACAAUCGUACACCCGAUUGCCGAUAGCCUACAACAACAAAAAUGAAGUCGUGUCGAUGUUGCUCCUUCCCACGUUGCCGACCUGUGUGAUCUUCGGGGUGAACUUCUGGAACGCCUUUAGCAUUAAACCUAUGUGCUGCACGAUAAACCUGGAUGCUGAAAAGGAGGUCGCGCCGCAACAAGAAUCCAUGAAACCGUUGUCAGAAGAAGAGAAGCAGAUACUGGACGAAGCCAUAAGCCACUUCCCGAAGGCCGAACCCGGAAGACUCGGAAGAACAGACCGUUAUGUACAUCGAAUCGACGUUGGAGAAGCGAAGCCAAGGAAACAGCGCUAUUAUCCCAUGUCCAAGUACGUUCUCGACGAGGUGAAUAAGGAGAUCAACCGGAUGCUGGAGCUCGACGUAAUAGAAGAAGCACUAUUCUCACCGUGGAACAAUCCGCUGGUUGCCGUGAAGAAGAAGACCGGUCAGUACCGUGUCUGUCUAGAUGCCCGUCACCUUAACUCGGUGAUGGUUAACGAGGGGUAUCCCAUCCCACAGAUAUCGGCAAUCAUGAACAACCUCAGCGGAUGCACCUACAUCUCGGCGAUCGACCUAAAAGAUGCCUUCUGGCAAAUGCCAUUGGAAGAGAAAUCCCGGCCGGUGACAGCUUUUACAGUCCCGCAAAGAGGUCACUUCCAGUUCAAGGUCGUCCCCUUCGGACUGUGUACAGCGAGUCAGGCUCUGGCACGGCUAAUGACGCACAUCUUCGCCGAUCUGGAACCUCACGUAUUCCACUACCUGGACGAUAUAAUCAUCUGCUCACGCACCUUUGACGAGCACAUCAAGCUGAUGAAAGAAGUGGCAAAGCGGCUAAGGGACGCUGGACUGACGAUCUCCGCCGAAAAGUCGAAGUUCUGCCUGGAGGAGAUGAAGUACCUGGGAUAUGUGCUGAAUCAAAGCGGAUGGAACGUAGAUCAGGAGAAGAUUGAGUGCAUCGUGCGUUUCCCAGCUCCGCAAUGCAGGAAGGAGGUACAGCGGUUUUUAGGAAUGUGCAACUGGUACCGCAGGUUCAUUGCGAACUUCUCCAGAAUCGCAGUACCGCUGACAGAGCUGACGAAGACGAAAACCAAGUUCCGGUGGACGAAAGAUGCAGAAGACGCGUUCCUGAAACUCAAAUCAGCCUUGGUAGCAGCACCAGUCCUGGCGAUGCCUGAUCACACGAAACCGUUUGCCAUUGCGUGCGAUGCGAGCGAUGUAGCGAUUGGUGCGGUACUGACGCAGGAGACAGACGGGAAAGAACAUCCUAUUGCCUACUUCUCCCAGAAACUGUCCUCGUCAGAGCGAAAGUAUUCUGUGACAGAACGUGAAUGUUUGGCCGUCAUCCGGGCGAUAGAGAAGUUCAGAGGGUACGUAGAAGGCACGAAGUUCACGGUACACUGCGAUCACUCUGCCUUAAGCUAUCUGAGAUCAAUGAAGAACCCUACAGCACUCAUGAGUCGCUGGAUACUCAGAUUGAACGCCUUCGACUUCGACGUCAAAUACCGGAAGGGAGAAAUCAACACGGUACCGGAUGCUCUGUCCAGAAUUGUCAGCACGUUAGUCUUCGCUGCGGAUGCUUCCAUCGAUCAGUGGUACCAAAAGUUAACGGAACGAGUGCAGCAAGACGGGGAUAAGUUUCCAGACUUCCGCCUGGUGAACCAAGAGCUUUACAAGAACUGCAGCUGUAGGAAUGAAGAAGGCGCGCUGACACACCGGUGGAGGAAGGUAGUCCCGCUCAACCAGCGAGCUGAAGUGAUUGUGAAGUUCCACGACUCGACAUCAGGAGCGCAUCUCGGAUUCCAGAAGACUUGGCAGAAGCUGCAGAACCACUUUUACUGGCCGAAGAUGAUGGAGGACGUCGCACGGUACGUGAGGGGAUGCGAGACAUGCAAAGCCAGCAAAGCGCCGAACAGAACAAUGAUGCCGAACAUGGGUGGUCCCAAACCUGCCCGUGUACCUUGGGAAUUGGUGUCGGUCGACUUCGUAGGUCCUUUCACUCGCUCUCGUGCCGGUAACACAGUGAUGCUCGUCGUAGUGGACUGGGUGACGAAAUACGUUGUCGUUCAUCCGAUGAGAUCUGCGGACUCCGUCAAAAUGGUGGAAUUCCUAGAACAGCACGUUUUCCUACGCUACUCUCGACCACGGAUCAUUCUCUCGGACAACGGGAAGCAGUUUCUGUCGGCUGCCUUCAAAGCGUUGAUCGCCAAGCAUAACAUCAUUCACAUGAAGACUGCGUUCUACUGUCCGAUGGUGAACAAUGCCGAGAGAGUGAACAGAGUCCUCAUCACCUGCAUACGAGCCCUAUUGGAUGAAGAUCACCGAGGCUGGGACGAAAACCUGCAAGCGAUCGUAGCAGCCAUCAACGGAGCGAAGCACGAGGCGACCGGAGUCAGCCCGCACUAUGCGAACUUCGGUAGGGAGCUGAUACUGCACACUGAUCUGUAUACUCAGCAGGAGUUGAACACGCCCGACGAUCCGAAAGUGGCGCAGGACGUACGGCUAUCGGCGAUUCGACGCAUUCACCAGUUCAUCAUUCAGCGUAUAAAGAACAACCACGAGAAGACUAAGCAGCGGUACAACAUGCGGACACGCGACAUCGUUUUCAAGGUUGGCGAUCUCGUCUGGCGAAGAACCUUCACUCAGUCUUCCAAGGUGGAUCACAUCAACCGCAAACUCGAUUCCAAAUUCGCUCCGGCGACGGUGGUGAAGAUCCUAGGAAGCAAUCUCUACGUGCUGGAAGACGUGAAGGAUGGCAAGCGAGGACAGUAUCAUGCCAAGGACAUAAAGGCAGAUUAA
Aedes albopictus (Asian tiger mosquito) is the source of this 6290-nucleotide messenger RNA. RefSeq lists its product as uncharacterized. Bases 1440 to 6290 code for a protein of 1616 amino acids. Gene Ontology annotation, biological process: proteolysis; DNA integration. The transcript has 4 exons. The record is from RefSeq and is a predicted model, not a curated record. NCBI's taxonomy places the organism in Eukaryota, Metazoa, Arthropoda, Insecta, Diptera, Culicidae. Gene Ontology annotation, molecular function: aspartic-type endopeptidase activity; nucleic acid binding; zinc ion binding.